Molecule: messenger RNA, 477 nt
Organism: Dipodomys ordii (Ord's kangaroo rat)
Lineage: Eukaryota; Metazoa; Chordata; Mammalia; Rodentia; Heteromyidae
Gene: Il36a
Product: interleukin 36, alpha
Exons: 4
Coding region: 1-477 (158 amino acids)
Biological process (GO): cytokine-mediated signaling pathway; cellular response to lipopolysaccharide; inflammatory response to antigenic stimulus
Molecular function (GO): interleukin-1 receptor binding; cytokine activity
Source: RefSeq, a predicted model, not a curated record
AUGGCUAAAACUUUAUCCAUGCCAGUACCUUUGCAGAGGUACAUUCAAGAUCUUAGUAAUCAUGUGUGGACCCUUCAGGACCAGACUCUCAUAGCAGUCCCGAGGAAAGAACAUACAGUUCCAGUCAUUGUUACCUUACUCCCAUGCAAGUAUCCUGAUACUCUUAAGAGGGACAGGGGGAAUCCUGUGUACCUGGGGCUGAAGGAGCCAAAUUAUUGCCUGUUCUGCACAAAGGUUGGGGAGCAGCCUGUGCUGCAACUGAAGGAAGGGACCAUAAUGGAGCUGUACAACCAAACAGAGCCUGUGAAGCCCUUUCUUUUCUACCACAGUGUGAGUGCCAGGACCUCAGCCUUUGAGUCUGUGGCCUUCCCUGGCUGGUUCAUUGGCAUUUGCUCCAAAGGGGGCUGUCCACUCUUUAUGACCCAAGAAUUGGGGCAGACCUACAUUACUGACUUUGAAUUGACUGCAGUGCAUUAA